AUGGUGGAUGAGGCUUUGGUCAACAUGGUCAUCAAAGACUCCCAACCCUUUUCUGUUGUGGAUGACGUGGGGUUUAGGGAGCUUGUGCAUGUGCUGGAUCCAUCCUAUGUUCUCCCAACAAGAAAGGCUUUGAAGUCCAUGGUUGACACCCGGUAUGAGGAGGCUAAGGAGAAGGCCAAAGAAAAAUUGGACAAUGUUGUUGCUGUUAGCCUUACGUCCGACAUGUGGACGUCCAUCAACAUGGAGGCUUACCUGGCUGUGACUUGUCAUUUUAUUGAUGCCAAUGACCAGCUUGGGACAAUCUUGCUUGGGGUGCAACAUUUCCCAAACACCCAUACGGCAGACAACUUGGCUAUUGCCCAUACCAUGGCCAUGGAGGAGUGGGGCAUAAAGGAUAAGGUGAGGUGCCUUGUCACGGAUGCUGCUGCCAAUAUGAUUGCCUGUGUGAGGGCAUUGAAUAUUAGGCAUGCGAUAUGCAUUGCACAUGCAUUGAAUUUAAUUGUCAAGAAGUCUUUCGAUGAUGUGCCAGGCUUAAAUGAGCUUCGCACCAAAUGUAGGAAGCUUGUAACCUACUUCAGGACCAGCACAACAGGAAAAGAAAGACUGGCCCAAGUGCAGGUGCAGAUGGGGAGGCCUGCUCUGAAAAUGAUUAUUGAGGUGGACACUAGAUGGAACAGCACUUACAGCAUGCUGGAAAGGCUCUAUGACCUGAGAGAGCCAGUGGGGGCAGCUCUAGCCUCUUUGAGGACAGAUGUAAGCCCUCCUACUUCAUUGGAGUAUGAAACAAUGAAGGAUGCUCUCGACCUACUGGCCCCAUUCCACCAGGCCACAGUAGAGCUUUCUGCAGAAAAAAGAGUGUCUGCUUCAAAGGUUAUUCCCCUAAUGAAGAUGCUGAACCACACAAUAGUAAGAAAAUCCGAGGGCUUAACAUCAAAUAUGGCAAGGCAGCUGGCUGACAACCUUGUCCGUCGCGUCAGAGAGCAUGCAUUACAAAUGGAAUCCAUUAGUGUGAUGACGAUGCCUACAUUGCUGGACCCUAGGUUCAAAAAACUAGGGUUCCUAAGUCCAGGGAAGCUCCAAGAAGCCAUUACAAGACUAAAGUCAGAAUGUGCCAAUGUUAUCAGAAAUUCUGAAACAACACCCCCAGCUCAAGUACCUGCCUCACAAGCUGGGCCAUCUACAACCUGUGGUGACCUUUGGCAUCUACUGGACAGCACAGUGGAUAACAGCAGACGGAGCUCCAGUGUGACCGCAGAUGCUACUAUUGAGGUGGACCGUUAUUUGUCAGAGACAAAUCUGGCAAGGACUGAGGAUCCGCUGGGUUAUUGGAACAAACAGAAGCUCCAACAUCCCAAUUUAUAUAAGCUGGCACUUACGUUCUUAUGUUGUCCGGCAUCAUCGGUGCCCUGUGAAAGGGUGUUUUCUAAGGCUGGAGAGGUGGUUUCCAAAAAGAGAAACCGCCUCAAUCCAAAUACUGUAAAAAAACUUUUGUUUUUAAAUAAAAAUCAGUAAAAAUGUU
Molecule: messenger RNA, 1519 nt
Organism: Rhinichthys klamathensis goyatoka
Lineage: Eukaryota; Metazoa; Chordata; Actinopteri; Cypriniformes; Leuciscidae
Product: E3 SUMO-protein ligase ZBED1-like
Exons: 3
Coding region: 1-1512 (503 amino acids)
Molecular function (GO): protein dimerization activity
Source: RefSeq, a predicted model, not a curated record